AUGCCACAAACACCAAAUACAGGCCGCGAGGCCUGCGAUGCCGAGCUACAUGAUUUCUUCGACAAAAUGUCGGUACCAUUCGAAUUGGUCACCGAUGAUCAAAUAAAAGCUGCCAGAAAGGGAAUAUCAGAUACUGCGGCCUCUGUUCAGCACAAGUACGAGGUAUAUGGCAAGUUGGAUCACAAACUUAUUAAAUUGAAGGAUACGAAUAAAGAGCCCUUCGAACUGUCCGUAUUCACUCCCAAAGACAAACCUGCGCCCGCUGGUGGUCGUCCUUGCCUGUACUUUAUACAUGGCGGUGGGUUCGUUACCAAUAACCAGUAUUCUGGAAUUGAUUCGAUCUUUCCAUGCAUCGCUGAUCUAAAUGCGGUCUGUGUCUCCAUAAACUACAACCUUGCACCAGAGUCUAUUGCCCCUAAUCAAAUGGAACAAUGCUACCAGGGACUGGUGGAGUUUUGGAACAGAUACAAAGAUGCUGGCAAAAUCAACUUCGACAGAUUGGCUGUCAUUGGACGGUCUGCUGGUGCAGCCUUGCUGGUUGGACUGAAUCUCAAGAUUCGUGAGCGAACAAAGAUCAAUAUAAAGUGCAAUAUAAUGUCUUUUCCCAUGUUGGACGACGUAUGUGCUACGGAAUCACACAAGCUAUUUAAGAAAUCACCGUUCCUACCGAGCAAAACUGUCAAAGCUUGCUGGAAAUAUUGUUUAAAAAUACCCAGGAAGAGUACAAAAUACACCGUUCCGGCGAAAGCAACGACAGAAGAUUUGAAAAAUUUCCCAGAGACUUUGGUGGAAAUAGCAGAAGCGGACGUCCUACGUGAUGAAGGCAGCGAGUUUGCCGCAAAGCUUAAAUCUGCUGGAGUUCGUGUGGCUUGCAACAAAUUCGCAGGCUUUCAUUGUUUUGAUGGAGGCGCCGGAGGUACAAAGAUUGGUCAAAAUGUCAAGCAGAUGCGUCUGGAAUUCUUGAAGAAACAGAUGGCAUGA
Molecule: messenger RNA, 981 nt
Organism: Talaromyces atroroseus
Lineage: Eukaryota; Fungi; Ascomycota; Eurotiomycetes; Eurotiales; Trichocomaceae
Exons: 1
Coding region: 1-981 (326 amino acids)
Molecular function (GO): hydrolase activity
Source: RefSeq, a predicted model, not a curated record